Myxocyprinus asiaticus (Chinese sucker) is the source of this 913-nucleotide messenger RNA. Its product is annotated as activated RNA polymerase II transcriptional coactivator p15-like. Gene Ontology annotation, molecular function: DNA binding; transcription coactivator activity. The transcript is spliced from 5 exons. Lineage: Eukaryota; Metazoa; Chordata; Actinopteri; Cypriniformes; Catostomidae. Bases 100 to 477 code for a protein of 125 amino acids. Gene Ontology annotation, cellular component: transcription regulator complex; nucleus. The record is from RefSeq and is a predicted model, not a curated record. Gene Ontology annotation, biological process: positive regulation of transcription initiation by RNA polymerase II.
AAAUGAUUAGCCAUAUGGUUGGUUCUCAAUUCUAGACUUCCCGCCGCUGAGCGUGACUGUGGUUGAGAAAACGUAUAACCUACUACAUCACUUUUAACCAUGCCUAAAACUAAAGAGGUGCUGUCUUCCACUUCUGGUAGUGAUUCUGACAGUGAAGCAGAAACAAAGGCCAAAAGAAAGAAGGCAAGUGCCCGUGAGAAGCCUUCAAAAAAACAGAAAAGUGGAGAGACCUCCAAACCAAGCGGCUCUGCUAAAAGUGAUAAAAACAGUGAUGAUAACCUGUUCCAGAUUGGGAAGCUGAGAUAUGUCAGUGUCAGGGAUUUCAAAGGCAAGGUUUUGAUUGACAUUCGAGAGUACUGGAUGGACCAAGCGGGUGAAAUGAAGCCUGGAAAAAAAGGCAUUUCAUUGAAUCCUGAGCAGUGGAACCAGCUGAAGGAACAAAUGACGGACAUUGAUGAUGCAAUUAAAAGAUUGUAAAAUCUCUUUGUACAUUAAUAUCUGGCAAAUUCUUUUUAGAAUUCCUUACUCUGGUACACAGGGACUUUGUUAAAGAACUGUUCCCCCUAUGAUCCAACUUGUACUAUAUGUUUGCUGUUAAAUUGAAGAGAGAUUUUUUUUUUGUUGUUUUGUUCAAAUGUUGUCAAAUUCCAACUGUCUGCUGUUAAUGCUGAUGUCUGUGCAUAAUUUGUUUUGACUUUUUAAUAGUUUGAAUUAGCUGCAUUGUUUCUUAUUUUCCUACACAAUAAAGUCAUUUUUGGUUUGGAGAGUUCAGUGUGUGUCACUGAGUACAUUGUACCUAUAGUUGUAAAAGAAUAUUAACCAUGUAACUGCUGAGUUUUCAAAGUAGUAGUAUAAUCCUGAUAAUAAACAGAACUGAAAUGGACGACAGACAAUAAAUGAAUUUGGCACUUCA